CCUACACACAUCCUCUCAGUUGUACAGAGCACAUGCAACCGUGCUAAUUAGCUGACAUUUUGGGUUGAGGACUUUUGCAGAGGUUCCUUCAUUUCUCACAGUUUAGGAUUUAGCUGGAACAGAGGAAUCCAAUUCUGGUCCUUUUGUUGUGCAUAAAAUAGUAUUUUACAACCAGGAGAUGCAACAUGUCGUUAUUUGGAGUGAAGUUUUUUGUUCUGGCAUUUUUCUACUUCUUUACUGUCAGCAGCAGGCCAACCGGUGUCCAUCUGCGUAACAUGGACAGCUUCAUCCGAGCUGUGCGACAGGUUGAAGACUCCAACCCUGGUCUGUCCCCUCUGGCUCUGGUUCGGGCCCUAAGGAGGACCGCCGGCCAUGACGAUAUGAUGACCAUCCAUUUCUUGGGUGGCUCUUAUAAUCUCACUGACGCUGCGGGUCUAGAGACGGCCAUUCUGAAUGCCUCGUCCUUCAGCUUUUUUGACAAGGCCAUCCACCACAUUGUGACCGACCACGGAGAAGAACGAGGGGUGGUUCUCGCUCCAGAUGGCACGACAAUAGCACUCGCACCCUUAUUGCUUGGAAUUGAAUCAGGGCUUAAAGCCAAGAUGGAGGGAACAACAGCUGUUGGGAUCUUCCCUCUCACUCUAGGCAGGACUCUGGGCCUGUCAUUCCUCAGCCUCCAGGACUUUCCUGCAUUUCUUCGCUUGGGGCCUAAUGGGUGCUGGGACAAUGUGGAGCGCCCGAAGGUGUUCAAGCUGUCUCGGCCUCCCACUCUAGCCACAGAUGCCUUGAUCAAUGGAGGCAUGGAUGGAGCCAUAUUGGGCACAAAUCUCAGCAAUCUGUCUGCAUCUGAGCAGCCUCAAGCCCUCAGUGAGAUUUUGAAGGGGUACUAUAGUUUUGUUCUGAGUGAGGAGCGGGGCCUUGAUGCUGUGACCAGCCAUGUUAGCCCGAGGCGAAGGGAGCUCUCUAGAUCUAUUCUGGAGACCCUUGAUCUUCACAGCCAGCUGAUGGAGACACUGACAUUAGUCUGGAAGCUGGAGAAAACAGAAUGGAUUGCUCUGGACACUGGAGUAAGCAAAGCAAUUAAGGAUGGAUUGAAGACAUUUGUGCACAAGUACUGGGACUGUCCCCAAAUCAUCUCUCGCUGUCAGUGGGGGGCAAAACCCCCUCGGGAUACACCAAUCCCACUGUCUCUUCCCCUUCAAUUUCUGUACAUUCACCACACCUAUGAGCCAUCAUCGCCCUGUCUAUCCUUCACAAAGUGCUCUCGGAACAUGAGGUCCAUGCAGCGUUUCCACCAGGAGGACCGUGGCUGGAAUGACAUAGGAUACAGCUUUGUGGUCGGCUCCGACGGUUACAUAUAUGAAGGCAGUGGUUGGAAUUUGCGUGGUAGACACACCAGAAACCACAAUUCCAUCGGGUAUGGAGUGUCAAUCAUUGGUAACUACACCUCCACCCUGCCGUCUCGCCACGCCAUGAACCUGCUGCGUCAUCGUCUGGUCCAAUGUGCUGUAGAUGGAGGAGGAUUGGCUGCCAACUUCACCAUCCACGGCCACAGACAAGUGGUGAACUACACCACCUGCCCUGGAGACGCCCUCUUUUCAGAAAUAAGAAACUGGGAACAUUUCCAGGGCUGACAACACACCCAUAGUCAAUCUGAGAUUCUUAAACAUCAGUAAUGAUUCUUCAGGGUGUGCUAGCGAUUUAUUUUAAAGAAUUUUAAAUUAUAGUUUCAUUAUGAAAUGGUUCUUCGGUAAUCAUCCCGACUCUGGUCCAGUUUAUCAUUCAACCAUAAAGGACUGAACAUGAAUUCCAGUGUAGGAUUGAAUUAAUUUAAUGAUGGCUCUCUCUGAUCAUCCCCACACAUGUAAAUACAAAUAAUAUUCCCAAUAGGAGUAAGACAAACUUUGUUCUUAGGCCAUAUCAGUGAAAUAGACAUAAUCAACAUACAAUAUUCACUUUAUUUCUCCUCUUAUGAUUUUACAUAAAGACAAAUCUCCAAAAACAGAAGAAUAAAAAGACAAACAAUCUUA
Molecule: messenger RNA, 2030 nt
Organism: Acanthochromis polyacanthus (spiny chromis)
Lineage: Eukaryota; Metazoa; Chordata; Actinopteri; Pomacentridae
Gene: pglyrp2
Product: peptidoglycan recognition protein 2
Exons: 4
Coding region: 186-1634 (482 amino acids)
Biological process (GO): peptidoglycan catabolic process; detection of bacterium; defense response to Gram-positive bacterium
Molecular function (GO): peptidoglycan immune receptor activity; N-acetylmuramoyl-L-alanine amidase activity; peptidoglycan binding
Source: RefSeq, a predicted model, not a curated record